Molecule: messenger RNA, 1180 nt
Organism: Zingiber officinale
Lineage: Eukaryota; Viridiplantae; Streptophyta; Magnoliopsida; Zingiberales; Zingiberaceae
Product: UPF0114 protein in repA1-repA2 intergenic region-like
Exons: 5
Coding region: 219-980 (253 amino acids)
Source: RefSeq, a predicted model, not a curated record
CUCGCAGCGAGGUGUUCGGUUCCCGUGCGCCAGGUUUUGCUGGCGAGAGCAGAAACCGAACAUGUGGCGGGCGUCCGUCGCCGCGGCAGCGACUGCGUCGUCGUCGUCUCCGUCGUCUCCCAUCCAAAAUGUAACUCCGGAGCUAUUAAGCCACCGCUCUCCCUACGAGUGCGCAGAUCGAGUUUCGCUUCUGGCCUUGCGACCGCCCUCCUCCAUCGAUGGAGUCCCUCCCCUUCGUUCUUCCCCGGUUGGGACAGUCCGGAACCCUCACCCUCACCGGGCCAAGUUUCGGGCGCGGGGUCGUGCGAUUCGUCUCCUUCGCUCCCGUGAAGGCGAGCUCCGGUGCCGAGGUCACUUCGGUCUCAUGUUCCGCCAUUGCUCCCGCUCCCGAUGCCCGACCUGGCCUUUGCAGGACGCCACCGCUGGCUUUGUUGGGAGGAAUAGAUGACGUGGAAGAGAAGAUCGAAAAGGUAAUCUACAAGUGCCGAUUUUUUGCGUUCCUCGCAGUGGCUGGUUCUCUGAUGGGUUCCAUAAUUUGUUUUCUCAAGGGUUGCACAUGUGUGAUAGAUUCUUACAGAGAAUAUUUUGACAGUGGAGCGAAAGUGGUUCUGAUGUUGGUUGAAGCCAUUGGUAAACCAAUAUAUGUCUAUCUUGUUGGGACUGUGAUGCUUGUCUUCGGGAUGGGUUUGUACGAGAUCUUCAUCAGUAAUCUUGACAUAGCAAAGAUGUCAUCCCAUGGAUCAAACCUUCUUGGGUUAUUUAAACUAAUGGAGCGUCCAAGAUGGUUGGAAAUUCAGUCUAUCAACGAAUUAAAGACCAAGUUAGGUCAUGUGAUAGUGAUGGUUCUAUUGGUUGGAAUGUUUGAAAAGAGCAAGAAGGUGACCAUAUCUUCUCCAACAGAUUUGUUAUGCUUUGCAGCAUCUAUUCUUCUAUCUUCUGGCUGCCUUUAUCUUCUGUCCAAGCUUCAUUCUACCAAAUGAAGUAAACAUGACUGAGACAGCAAUUUGAAAUGUAUCCCACUAUCUUUUGGUGUAAGGACAACUUUUCUCUAGUGAUUCGUGAGUACUUUAUCACUCACAGACAUGACUCUCAACUAUGUAUUUGUCGUUAAGCGCAUUUAGUAGAAAUGUUAAUAAGUGCUAUUCUUCUGAACCUUCACUAGAAAAUUUUAAUUAUCAUA